GGCAGUUAUCAAGUUCUAGUUAAUUAUUAAACGUGUGGCCGGCAGGAGAGGAAGCCUUCAAAAUCACAUCGGAUAUGUUACCAAAAGGACUAUGGAAGGAAUCACCUAUGGAAAGACAAAUGAAGCACCUAAUGGGAGGUCUCUGUAUGGGCUGUACCCCUACAAGUCCAGUAUGAUUGGGCUGGAGGCUCUGUCUGACCCGUCUCUGGACUGGGACAUCGUGGAGACCAUCGGCAAAGGCACCUACGGCAAAGUCUACAAGGUCAACAACCGCAAGGACGGCAGUCAGGCGGCCGUCAAAGUCCUGGACCCCAUCAAUGAUGUGGAUGAGGAGAUCGAGGCGGAGUACACCAUCCUGCGCUCCCUCUCCAACCACCCCAAUGUGGUCAAGUUCUUUGGCAUGUUCUACAAAACAGACAACCUCUCAGGUGGACAGCUCUGGUUGGUUCUGGAGCUGUGUAAUGGAGGCUCAGUCACAGAGUUGGCCAAAGGUCUGCUGAUGCGUAGCAAGCAUAUGGAGGAGCCCGUCAUCGCAUACAUCUUAUGUGGGGCACUGCUGGGUCUCCAGCAUCUCCACAACAACAGAAUAAUCCACCGUGACGUCAAGGGCAACAAUAUCCUCCUGACCACAGACGGUGGAGUCAAGCUGGUUGACUUUGGUGUGUCCGCCCAGCUCACCAACGCCCGUCUGAGACGGAACACUUCAGUGGGUACACCCUUCUGGAUGGCACCAGAGGUGAUUGCAUGUGAGCAGCAGUAUGACUACUCGUAUGACGCGCGCUGUGACGUCUGGUCACUGGGCAUCACGGCUAUCGAGCUGGCGGACGGUGACCCCCCGCUGGCCGAGAUGCACCCCGUCAAAGCCCUCUUCAAGAUCCCACGGAACCCGUCGCCUACUCUGCGCCAGCCAGAUCAGUGGUGUAGGAGCUUCAGUCACUUCAUAGCCCAGUGCCUAAUAAAGGACUUUGAGACGCGGCCGUCCGUCACCCACCUGCUGGAGCACCCGUUCAUAAAGCAGGCUCACGGCCAUGACUCCAGCCUGCGCAAGCAGCUCUCCGCACUUAUCAAGGAGCAGCAGGAGCACGGCUGCAGGAGGAGGACCAGGCACGAGAGGAUUAACACGCGUAAGACGCUCAUCAUUGAAAGCAGUCCUGAUGAUGACCUGGUGAAUCUGGAGGUGCUCGACGAGGAAACGAUUAUUAGUCAUCUCCAGAGGAGGUAUGGAGAGCUGCAGAUCUACACAUAUGUGGGGGAUAUCCUCAUCGCUCUCAACCCCUUCCAGAGCCUCAGCAUCUACUCCCCACAGUUUUCCAAGCUGUACCAUGGAGUCAAGCGCUCAGAAAACCCCCCACACAUCUUCGCCACGGCAGACGCAGCUUACCAGAGCAUGGUCACCUUCAGCAAAGACCAGUGCAUCAUCAUCAGUGGGGAGAGUGGGGCAGGGAAGACAGAGAGUGCCCACUUGAUCGUCCAGCACCUCACCUUUCUAGGAAAGGCCAACAACCGCACACUGCGGGAGAAGAUCCUCCAGGUGAACCCUCUGCUGGAGGCCUUUGGGAACGCCUGCACGGCCAUCAACGACAACUCCAGCCGCUUCGGCAAGUACCUGGAGAUGAAGUUUACCCCCACCGGCGCCGUCAUGGGCGCCAAGAUCUCCGAGUACCUGCUGGAGAAGUCCCGAGUCAUCAAACAAGCAGCAGGAGAGAAGAACUUCCAUAUAUUCUACUACAUCUAUGCUGGCCUGUACCAUCAGGAGAAACUGAAGAAGUACAGACUCCCAGACAAAACACCACCAAGGUACAUUGGCAGUCAGAAUGGGAAGGUGAUGCAGGACAUCAUCUCCAGCAAACUCUACAAGGAGCAGUUUGAUGCCAUCCAGGACUGCUUCAGGAUCAUAGGGUUCACUGAAGAGGAGGUGAACUCAGUGCACAUGAUCCUGUCUGCCAUCAUGAACACGGGCAACAUCCAGUUCACCUCCAUCACCUCCCAGCACCAGACAGACAAGAGCCAAGUGCCCAACUCAGAAGCUCUAGACAAUGCUGCCGAUCUCCUGAGCAUCGGAUCGGAAGAGCUGCAGGAAGCUCUGACGUCCCACUGCGUGGUGACGCGCGGCGAGACCAUCAUCCGCACGAACACGGUGGACAAGGCCACCGACGUGCGCGACGCCAUGUCCAAGGCCCUCUACGGACGCCUCUUCAGCUGGAUCGUCAACCGCAUCAACACCCUGCUCCAGCCCGACACCAACAUCUGUGCUGCAGAAAGUGGGAUGAACGUGGGCAUCCUGGACAUUUUCGGCUUCGAGAACUUCAAGAAGAACUCCUUCGAGCAGCUCUGCAUCAACAUCGCCAACGAGCAGAUUCAGUUCUACUUCAAUCAGCACAUCUUCGCUCUGGAGCAGAUCGAGUACCAGAGCGAGGCAGUGGACGCCAGCCAGGUGGAGUACGAGGACAACCGGCCCAUCCUGGACAUGUUCCUACAGAAGCCCAUGGGCCUGCUGUCCCUGCUGGACGAGGAGAGCCGCUUCCCACAGGCCACAGACCAGACACUCGUGGACAAAUUUGAGGACAAUGUCUUUGGGCAACACCUCGGGGUGGAACUGUCCUUUGGGAUUCAACACUACGCUGGAAAGGUUCUGUACAAUGUGAACGGGUUCCUGGAGAAGAACCGGGACACGCUCCCAGCGGACAUCGUGGUGGUUUUAAGGACCUCUGAGAACAAGCUCCUCCAGCAGCUCUUCUCCAGUCCCCUCACCAAGACAGGUAAUCUGGCCACAUCCAGAGCCAGGGUCACUGCAGCCUCCAGAUCACUGCCCCCACAACUCAACAACACGCGCAAUAAGGUGGAUACCAUGGAGGUGAUGCGACAUCCUGAGGAGACUACCAACAUGAGGAGGCAGACUGUGGCCUCAUACUUCCGUUACUCUCUGAUGGACCUGCUGUCCAAGAUGGUGGUGGGGCAGCCCCACUUUGUGCGCUGCAUCAAGCCCAACGAUGACCGCCAGGCGCUGCGCUUCUGCACGGAGCGUGUCAUGGUCCAGCUACGCUACACCGGCAUCCUGGAGACCGUCAACAUCCGUCGCCAGGGUUACUCCCAUCGCAUCCUCUUUGAGGAGUUUGUGAACAGGUAUUACUAUCUUGCGUUCAGAGCUCAUCAGAUGCCAGAGAGCAGUAAGGAGAAUGCCAAAGCCAUCCUGGAGAAGGCCAAACUGGAGAACUGGGUUAUUGGAAAAACCAAGGUGUUCCUGAAGUACUACCACGUGGAGCAGCUGAAUCUGAUGGUGCGGGAGGUGUUGGCCAGGGUGGUGGUGCUGCAGGCCUACACCAAGGAGCUGGGUGCAUGCCGCUACCGCCGCGAGAGAGAGUGACGCAGCCAGGGAGCCACCGUCAUAGAGUCAGCCUGGAGGGGCCAUGUCGCUCGCCAAAAUCUCAAGCAAAUCAGAAAGGAGCGCGAUGAGGCAGCUGUCCGGAUCCAGUCAGCCUACAGAGGACACAGAGUACGCAAAGACUGCAAGCAGAAACGCCAUUCUGCACCAGAAACACUGGGGAGCGGCUCGGCGACCCAGAGGAAAGGUUCGGCCGCGGACAAUAACCGCAUCCUGAAAGACCAGGCUCAGGCUGACAGGGCCACUGCUGACAGGCAGGCCAGAGCAGGCAGCCUUGACAAAGGAGGAGGAGGUGGAGUGCCAGGCGUCCUCCUCAGAGACCAGCAGAAUAAACAAGGUCCCCUGCUGAAGCUUCACCAGCGAACUCCUCGCAGACGAGGACAGCAGCCCAAAUUACUCAACAGCCCUGAAGACAGCCUGUACUACAACCAGCUCAAUCGCGCUCUGGAUUAUCAGGGGAGCAAGAGGAAGCCGAGGAAACUUGGGCAAAUCAAAGUGCUGGACGGCGAGGACGAGUACUACAAAUUACUGUCUGCUGUGGACUCCAUCCCCGAGGAGGACUUUGCCACGGCAACCCCUCCCACAUUGUCACGGGAGCCCCUCAUCACUCAGACCUGAGCCUCAGGUCCGCCUGUCAGCUGGUUGCCUUUAGUGACCCUAGGAAGACUAACCACUGCCUCUUGAAGCCAUUCAGAUCUUCCUAUUUAUUUGGCCAUGUUUGUCAGAAACUGUUUUUGAGGUGCUGAUCAUGAACUGAAAUCUAAUAGAGUGAAUAGCAUGUAGUCUCAUUAUUUAUGUAAAUAAUAUUUGUAGUUUUCAUAUGUGGACAUUUUGUUUUACUGAUUAUUAUAUAACGUCAUCUCAAUUAACAGGGAAGACUGUAAAUAUGAUAUUACAGUUUGUACAUCUUUUUCUAAUUUGUUCCAUUUUCAAGACAACACAACUGGAUGUUCUUUAUUUUCUUUGUGUUUAGCUUGUUGUAAUUAGAUUGGCGAAAUUAUGUAGAAAAUAUAAUGCUAUUUUGCCACAACAUAAUUGUUUUAAUUGUAUUGCUGUUAAGUCUCUCAAUCGUAGAAUUGUCCUAACACAGAAGAGCACAUUGUUGUUUUGUACUCACACGCUGUAAUAAAGUUCAUUCAAACCA
This is a messenger RNA of Alosa alosa (allis shad), 4526 nucleotides long. It is a transcript of the gene myo3b, whose product is annotated as myosin IIIB. Gene Ontology annotation, biological process: protein phosphorylation. NCBI's taxonomy places the organism in Eukaryota, Metazoa, Chordata, Actinopteri, Clupeiformes, Clupeidae. The transcript is spliced from 38 exons. Gene Ontology annotation, molecular function: ATP binding; protein binding; protein kinase activity. The record is from RefSeq and is a predicted model, not a curated record. Gene Ontology annotation, cellular component: myosin complex.